This is a messenger RNA of Tetrahymena thermophila SB210, 1494 nucleotides long. RefSeq lists its product as hypothetical. The transcript is spliced from 2 exons. NCBI's taxonomy places the organism in Eukaryota, Ciliophora, Oligohymenophorea, Hymenostomatida, Tetrahymenidae. The record is from RefSeq and is a predicted model, not a curated record.
AUGAAAGAUUAACUAAUUAAAUUAAUAGAAGAAGAAGACUUUUUAAAUUAAGACAUUUACACAAAUUAUCCUUUUUUAAAGUAGGAAAGAUAACACUUUAAUUAAAUUGCUAAAUCUAUUUGCUUGAAAAACCAAACUUUUUAACCUGACCUAGAAGACACUUUAGCUUAACAAACAAAUUAAAUAGAUACAACAUAACUAAGGAUUGGUGGUAAAUCCGAACAAAAUACAGAUUCAUUUGCUUUAGAAACUAUUACAAAAUUCAUCUGUGAAUAAUGGGAAAACUCGUUAAAGUAAAAAAUAAACUUAAAAGAUAAUUCUCAUUUUUAUGGAUUGAAGGACAAUGUAAUUGAAUUAGAUUAACCAUAAUUGGAGGAUUUUAAAAUAAUAACUUUUUUGAUACCUGGUAAUGGAAUUGAGAAAAAUAAUGCUUCAGAAAAUUUUGGAUUAUUAGAAAAUUGUAUGGACAUAGAAUCUUAAAAAAACUUAUUUGUUUUUUUCAAAUGGUAAGAAGAUAUCAGCAUUUUAUAAAUCGCAUCAAAGCUUUUAAAAACAUUUGUGCUUGAAUACGAAAAUAAAAAAAAUUAUUAAGAGUAUUUAGAAAACUUCUUGAACUAUUACCUUGGAAAGUUCUGUCUUAAUAAACUUAAGAGGAUUGUUUACUAGUUAAUAUAAUAAUUAAAAAUAUGCAUCAAAUUACCAAAGCUUGCUAUUUCUAUUCUUAGAAAUAUAAUUGACUUAUUUGAAAAAGCACUUGAUUCAAUCAUUAAAUAUUUUUAAGAUACCUACUAACGUUCCAUUGAUUUUGGUAUUGCAUUAGCAGAAUAUUUAAACAACUGGAACUUGAUAGGAAAUUUAUAAAUAGAUUUCUUGGGAUAUGACUAUGGUACUGUAGUUAUAGCUUAGGCAUUGAAAAGAUUGGUAAAUCCAGCUAGAUAUAUAAUUCUAAUGGGAGGAGUUGCAAAAAUAACAGAUAUAGAAUAAUCAUAUAAAUUGAAACGUUUUAAAAAGUGUUGUAAUUUCUAUUCUACUAAUGAUAUUUUCGUUGAAACAUUCAUUUAAAAUACAAAUCUUUUAGGAGAUUAACUUUUAAUAGGAGUAAAUUCUAUAUGUGAAGAAAACAAAGACUUUUUUUCUAAUUACGACACAGAAAUUGGUUGUUCAGGUUAUAUAAAUAAAUAUAAAGAGCUUUAUGAUAAGGCUAUGACAACAUUUAAAAAUGGCUCUUCAAAUGAAGGAUAAAAUAAAAAGAGAUAAUCUAAUAACUAUUACUCCAAAAUCAAAUAAUUUUAUGAUGAGUAGAAGACUUAUAUUUUAGCAUUUGCAGUAUCUCUGAUAAUGAAAUGUGGAUUUGGUUGGAAUAAACCGAUAAUAAUAACGUUAUUAGUAACAAUUUUUAUAAAAAUAUUUAAAAUGACAUAUAAUGCAAUAAAUGAGAACUACAUCAAACUGUGUAAUUUUUUAAAUAUUCGAGUUCCAAAUUACCCUUAUUGA